CGCUGUGAUUUUGAAGCUUCAGGUCUCCACUAAUGGAGUGGAAAUACAGUUUCCCUCGAGCUUAGAAGUAGCAAAAGGUUAAAUUAACGAAAUCGAGCAGCCAACAGACUGAGGACAAACACACGAACAGGAGCGUGCAGAAAUGUCUCCCUUCGAAAAUAAAGGACUCAUACUGGGUGUAAUGGCAGGGACUGCUGGAUUAAGCCUGGUGCUGGUUUGGUACCGCAAGAUCCGAAAACGUGGGGCAGCUGUGCGUGUACGUGCGUUCCAGGAUAUAGGUAACAGACUUAAUUCUGUGGGCUGGCAAAAUGAGGCUCCUAAUGAGCAAGGAGCGGUGAUGGUUUUACAUGGGAGGCAACUGCAGAUAUUAGAAAAAUUGAAUGGCCUGCUACUAAGUGUGGACGAACUGAAGAGAGAGGUGGAAUUUCUGAAAGAAGCUAUUCCAAAGCUUGAAGAGCUUGUUCGAAACGAGCUUCAGGGGAAAGGUGACGUUCAGAGAGUUAGCCCGUCACACAGAGCAACAAGGCGGAGAAAAGCUGAGACAACUUCUGGCGCAAGAGAAACUACCAGCUCUGAGGAGGCGGAAAGUGAAGGAGGUUAUCUUACAGCUCAUACUGAUUCUGAAGGAGACUCUGAGGAAGAAAAGAGAUGUAAGAAGGCACCUGAUGCCAUGGUGAAAUCAGAAGAAGAAGAAGAGUUAUUUAAUUUUUUACAGCAGGUGGACAAUUUGCACAAGGGUUCAGAGGAUGAUAAAAAGAAGGGCUUCAGACUGCUGCUUGAGAAAGAUAACAAGUAUGAAAACUGUGUGGACUUUCUAUGGAGACUUGCACGUGCUUAUGGAGAUCUGUUUGAGAUGACUACUGAUGCUGAGGAGAAGAGGAACUAUGUUAUUGAUGGAAAGAUUAAAGCUGAAAAGGCUGUUCAGCUGGAUGACAGGAGUGCUGAGAGUCACCAGUGGUUUGCAAUUAUGUGUGGCUAUAUGUCUCAGUUUGAAAGUGUACAAAACAAAAUCAGGAAUGGUUAUCUCUUUAAGGAGCAUCUAGACAAGGCGAUUGAACUUAAGCCUCAAGAUCCCUUUUUAUAUUACCUCAAUGGAAGAUGGUGCUAUUCAGUAGCUCAGUUGUCUUGGAUUGAAAAGAAGGUAGCCACUGCUCUCUUUGGGACUCCACCAACUUCAACAGUAGAAGAAGCACUGCAGAAUUUCCUUAAGGCAGAAGAAAUGCAUCCAGGAUAUUCCAAAUGCAAUUAUGUGUAUUUGGCAAAGUGCUAUAAAGAUCUUGGCCAGAAAAACAAUGCACUGAAGUACUGUGAUUCUGCGCUGUCAGUUCUCUCAGUUACUAAUGAGUCUCUAUCUCUGCUCCUGAAAGCCGCGGUUUGUGAUUCUUGUCAAGGGCAGUAUGUUGACUGCAGCAGAGGAAGAUGAGUUAUUCAAGGAUAAAGAGGCCCAGAAAGACUUAGAGGCUUUACUUCUCACUCUGAAGCUCUGAUACCACGUACUUUUUAACUCUUAAUGCUGUAACAAAAUUGCAAAACUAAAAUGAGAAUCUACAGGGGCUGGAAACUGCAAGUGAAUUUCAGCUACGUCAAUGGGAAAACAGUCAUUGAUUUUGGUUGGCAUGGAUCAUGGCCUUUAAGCAUUUGGUGAUUAUGAUAUGAAAAUAAUACACUGAUUUUUGAUUAUUUAUAAUCUUGUUCUGAAGUGUAAUUUUAGAUUGCUGACGCUGUGAGUCUGAUUCUCUGAGCAUGAAGUCCACUGCUGGCAAUGGACAUACUGGGGGUUAGAAUGCAAAAUGCAUAAAUCUCGCUCUUUGAAAAUUAAUCAACUAGUAGGUGAUGCCAGCAUAGAACUGUGUGUAGCAUAAACAAACAAUGUUUCUAUAGUAAAUUAUAUUUAUAUCAACCAAUUUACACAGAUGUGUACAGAAGAAAAUCAUGAAUAUUUAUGUUUACACAUUUCUCUACUCUUAUAAAAUUAUAAUCUUGUUGAAGUUAAAGAAAGCUGUUGCCUCCACAAGACUCUUUUUACUUUAAACCUACUGUUCAUUUUACAUUGAAAUGGGAAAAUUUUAUAAAUUAAAUAUUAAAGCUUUAAUUUAUUUGUAACAUCAAGUACAAUAUUAAAGAUCAGACCAAUGAAAUUACGUGGUUUAGAUUAAUAUAUGUGACAUUUAAUGGAUUAGUGUCAGGACUUCCAUCAAGUUUGUGAAUUCUGGCUCUUUCUCUUUGAAGAGUUGCCUUGUGUGGUGGCAUCAGUGUGUCUUUGGAAAACCUAGUCCAACGUGUGUCCAUCAUUAGCCUUUUAUAUCAUUUAUGUAACAUAACCUGUACGUAAAAAUAGACUACUUAAAGACCUACUACUUCUGUCUGAGUGUGUAGGACAGCAGUGCUUGCAAUAAAAUGUAACAGCUGGGGAAAGAAUUUCCAUUCACCACUGGACUGAUCCAGAAUUCACCAAAGUCUGUAAAAGAAUAAAAGCCAAUUUUCAUUGGCUUUUAAUUCAGGAUCUUAAUUUAGAUGCAGGGAAUGUAUCUGGAAUAAGUAUGCAUUUCUGUUAAAGGAAAUAAAAUUGGAUAAGGACAACUACA
This is a messenger RNA of Corapipo altera (White-ruffed manakin), 2585 nucleotides long. It is a transcript of the gene RMDN2, whose product is annotated as regulator of microtubule dynamics 2. The record is from RefSeq and is a predicted model, not a curated record. Gene Ontology annotation, molecular function: microtubule binding. Bases 143 to 1423 code for a protein of 426 amino acids. The transcript has 12 exons. Gene Ontology annotation, cellular component: mitotic spindle pole; spindle microtubule; cytoplasm. Lineage: Eukaryota; Metazoa; Chordata; Aves; Passeriformes; Pipridae.